GAACAGUCUUGAUAUCGAUUCUUAAAUCCCAAGAUCAAUCUUAUACUCUUAUGCACAACCUUCCACUACAAUGAGAGAAAAUCACUCGCAUUAGCAACCAAAUUUCGCGCUAUGCGAUUAAAAUUUAUAUAUUUGGCAACUGGCUGGUAAAUGUUUACAUUUCACACACCAAUAAUUGUGUAGUAUAGUGGUGGAGUAUUCAGCAGAGAGAUACUUUUAUUUUCAUGUUGAGAGUAAAAGUUGUUCUGCGUGUCCAAAGACGAGAUCCACGCGACCCAUUUGUCAAUGAAUAAUGUCUCUUUUAAUACCCAUUCUGUUCAUUACAGUUAGUUGUUGAUCAAAAACAACAACAAAAUAAACAUUUAAUUCUAAUCAUGCAUGGCACAGAUGAGAUAAAGCUAUUCAAGUCAUCUCUUGUUAACAUGCGCUCAUUUACAGACAUUCUUUACAGAAAUGCUUGUUUUGUUUAAGACAGUACAGGUUUUAGCACAUGUUCAACAACUCAAUGUAAAUAUUUGUAAAUAGCACAGAUUAUGCAAUUAAACAAUAAUUGAAAACAAAAAAUAAUAUAUGAAAUUUAAUAUUUUAUUUAUUAAUUGAAAACAUGGGUUUGUUCAUUAAAAAAAAAAGCCAAAAUGAUGAAAAACUAAAAAUAUUAUGAUUAAAAUUAAUAUUUUUGUAAUGUACCUAGUUAGAAGGUCCCUUGUAUAAUUCACAGCAUUAUCUGGGAGAGAACUUCUUUCAUAUGUAAGCAAAAGGGAAAUUAUAACUGAAAUAUACCCAUAUGAAUCGUUAUCAAAUCGAGAGCUUGUAAAUCGGUGGUGGUUUUUACGUGACUACCUCACCUGCUGACAAACAAACAUGACACAUCAGUGUUUGCGUACAGCUUUUACUCUUAUUUUUGAGGACAUACUUUAAACAUACAGAGAAAUGAAUCCAACGUUAUUACAUUGCUCAAAAAGAUUGCCAGAGACCACAUCUAUGCUUAAGAUAACAAGUAACGUAAUUACAUUAUUUUGUAUGACCUUUUUAAUGUUGCUUUACUAUCUAAGUAAUAUCAAAUCCAAAUCAAAUAAAAUCCCUUUAUUGUCACUCAAUCAUAUACACAAGUGCAACAGUGUGCAAAUGUCUUGGGUGCAGAUCCGAGCAACAUGGCAGUCGUGACAGUGAUGAGACAUAUACCAAUUUACAAUAAACAUCAGAUUUACAACACAGUUUACAUUUCUAAUAUACACAUAAUUACACACAACACAAUAUACAAAUAAUAACAUACAGUGUACAGUAUACAAUACACACAAUAUAGAAUACACAGUAUACAAUAAAAAUAGUAUAUGUAAAAUAUACAGUAGGUUGUUUUGCACUGUAUUGACAUUCAGGCUGUCGGUUGAUAGUCAGUUGCCAGUGUAUUGUUAAGAGAGAAUAUAAUUUAUAACAGUCCAGUGUGAGAUAAUAAGAUUAAUAAAGUGCAGUGCUGAUGUAUAUUGAUCAUGAGAGAUCAAGAGUUAAAAAGUCUGAUUGCUUGGGGGAAGAAGCUGUCAUGGAUUCGGCUGGUGCGGGUCCUGAUGCUGCGAUACCGCCUGCCUGAUGAUAGCAGUGAGAGCAGCCCAUGGCUCGUGUGGCUGGAGUCUCUGAUGAUCCUCCGAGCUUUUUUCACACACCGCCUGGUAUAGAUGUCCUGGAGGGAGGGAAGCUCACCUCCGAUGAUGUGUCUGGCAGUUCGCACCACCCUUUGCAGGGCUUUGCGGUUGAGGGCAGUGCUGUUGCCGUACCAGGCAGUGAUGCAGCAAGUCAGGGUGCUCUCUACAGUGCAGGUGUAGAACCGUGUGAGGAUGCGGUCAUUCCUUAUAUAAACUGUAAGAGUGGAAUCAUUAUUAACAUUAUUGUAGCAGAUGGUUAUAUUUGAAUGUUUGCCAUAGCAUAUACUGUAACAUUACGUUUACACCUUGAUUGAGAAUUUCACCAGCUUAACAGAAAGCAGCGAUCUUCCUAAAUGAGUGAGUAUUCCUGUAACUGAACAAAACAAUGCACAAAAUAAGAUGAGAAGAGUGUAAGGAAUGCUAACAAAGUUUGCAAAUGUAAUAACUUACCAAGAUCAGCCACAGAGAACACCGGCAAUUCAGUGUUUGUCUUGAGUGUGAUUUACUGAAUUCAAUGUCAUGGAACAAGUUUUCAGUUUGUUUAUGAUUUGGUCAGUCAUCUGAUUGAAGACGGCAUGCAGCAUUUCUUGCCAGAUCUCCUCAUAGACUCUUUUAUUCCUUUGUGAUCUCUCUAGUUUAUCUUGGAUCUCCAUAGAAGACCAUCAAUCAAUCAAUCAAGUUAAUUCUUUAGGAUAUCCAUUUGGAUCUCCAUAGAAGACCAUAUCGCAAUGGGCGACAUUAAGAAUGGAGAGAGGAGCCAAGGAGAAAAAUCAGCAUCUCUACAAACCCUACAGCAAUGGGAUCAUUGCUAAAGAGCUAGUGUCACUUGAACAGGAGAUCCAGGAAAUGAGGCGUGGCGGCACAGAGCCUGAGUUUGAUAUGUCUGACAUCUUCUAUUUUUGCCGGCGAGGUGUGGAGAGCAUCGUGGACGACGAGGUAACCAAACGCUUCACAGCAGAGGAGCUACAGUCCUGGAACCUGCUGACCCGCAGCAACUACAACUUCCACCACAUCAGCACGAGACUCACAGCACUGUGGGGGGUUGGAGUGCUCAUACGCUAUGGGUUCCUGUUGCCGCUCAGGGUCACGCUUGCUUUCACUGGUGUCAGUCUUCUCGUGGUUUUGACGACAGUCGUUGGCCUGUUUCCAAAUGGAAGGAUGAAGAAUUAUCUGAGUGAUAAGGUUCAUCUGAUGUGUUACCGCAUCUGUGUGCGAGCCCUCACCGCCAUUAUCACCUACCAUGACAGUGAGAAUAAACCGAAAAAUGGAGGAAUCUGUGUGGCCAAUCAUACGUCUCCUAUUGAUGUCAUCAUUCUGGCCAGUGACGGAUGCUACGCUAUGGUGGGUCAGGUCCACAGUGGUCUAAUGGGGGUCAUUCAGAGGGCGAUGGUCAAAGCCUGUCCGCACAUUUGGUUUGAGAGGUCUGAAGUCAAAGACAGACACCUAGUGGCCAAACGAUUAAGUGACCACGUUGCAGAUGAAAACAAACUGCCCAUCCUCAUAUUCCCAGAGGGAACCUGUAUUAACAACACCUCAGUCAUGAUGUUCAAGAAAGGAAGCUUUGAGAUCGGCUGUACGGUUUACCCUGUCGCCAUAAAGUAUGACCCUCGUUUUGGUGAUGCAUUCUGGAACAGCAGUAAGUUUGGGAUGGUGAGCUAUCUACUACACAUGAUGAGUAGCUGGGCCAUCGUCUGCAGCGUCUGGUACCUUCCUCCAAUGAGCAAAAUGGAACGUGAGGAUGCUGUGCAGUUUGCCAACAGGGUCAAAGCUGCCAUUGCUAGAAAGGGAGGCCUGGCAGACUUGUUGUGGGACGGUGGUUUAAAACGAGGGAAAGUUAAAGAAGUUUUCAAAGAGGAGCAGCAGAAGCUUUACAGCAAAGUUUUAGUGGGCAGCAGUGAAGACCGCAGUCGCUCCUGAAGGGAGCCAGCUGUCUUAUGUGACUUAAAUCAUGCUGCACAGCGCUCACGGUGAGAGCCUGGACCCUCCGCAGAAUGCAGUGCGGCCUUUGACUGGCCCCUUCCUGAACCCGCUCAGGCAGAACUGUAGAAACUGUAGAAAAUCUAUUAAGAGCCGGUGGGAGAAAACUGUGUUGCCAGAUCCUCGGCUCACUGCUGUGCCUCAGGAGCUUUUUGCCUUAUUGCACGAUUUUCUUAGUGGCAUUUCAAUUCCUGGGCUGAUUUCAGUUUGGAGUUAUAGGUGGAAUACUUGAUUUUUUUAUUUCUCUAAAUCUGUUACUGUUUUGAAUAUUUGUGCUCUAUUACUGUAUUGCAUGAUGUCCCGGGAGAGGAGUGAGUUUGAAAUGAUUUAUUUAAGCUUGUAAAAUACAAAAACUGAGAGGAUGGUGUGCAUAGAGCUUUAGUGUUGCUAGUCAGAAGAACCAUGUCCGUUAAUUGAUUAGAUGCUCAGUGUUCAUCUCCUCAUGGCAGCCUAUCUAGUGAGCUGUUUUUUUUUAUUAUUAUUUUUUUUAUAAAACACUGUUCUUUUUAAACACUGCUUCAUGAGGUAAAAAAAAAGUAUGUAAUUCAAUACGGCUUCAAAAUUCACGUUUAAGGGUAUGGCUGUGUGUAAUUUAUGUUGUAGAACAAAACAUCCAUGUAUUGUCAAGUAAUGUUUACCACAGACCUUAUUUUUCUCAUAAGUUCAAAAACUCCAUUAUAAAAACCAAUACGAAAACCAGGAGGGAACCCAUUGUGAAUUCUCUUCCAGGUUUUUGGACCAUUUCAAGGUGGUUUAAGGAAGUGAGUUCUGAAUGACCCUUAUUUUUGAGAAUGACCCACACCUUUUGGUUUUUCAAAGCUCUCACAUUGGAUGGUAAAGCCUUCAAAGGGAACAGGGCAUAGGGAUAAUCACUUCUGAAUGGAACGUACCCUCAUUCAAAACAACAGCGGGAGGCUCUUCAUUGAUAGUGACUUUAACACGAUUAACGUUAACACGAUUGCCAUAAAAUGCCAUUAUUAAAAUGUGGAACAUAUUGUUCGGUGAAUGGAUGCUCCCUGGAACUAACGGAAGUUAAAAUGUUUAGAUCUCUGAAAAAGCAAUGACAAACGGAUGCAUAAUCUGCUUUACGACACCUUGUUUAUUUGUAUUUUUUGCUAAUAUCUCGUUUGUUCUGUUUUAGCUAGACUCUAAAAGGACGUGCUAGUCAUUUUUUUUUUGACAGUACCGGAAAUGCUUCAGGGUCAUACAUAAGCAGUAGCGUUCUAAUUCCUUUGUUAUUGUUUACGUUUCAUGCUUAAGGUUGGGGGGUUUUCAAAAAUAAAUGUUAAACAUCCACAUUCCUUAUAGUGCUGAGAAGUUGUGUGGAAUGUGUUUAAUUGUCAUGAAAAAAAUAUCACAAUGAAAAAAUAAAUAAAUAAUCCUAAAGAAUUCAU
Myxocyprinus asiaticus (Chinese sucker) is the source of this 5008-nucleotide messenger RNA. RefSeq names its product glycerol-3-phosphate acyltransferase 4-like. NCBI's taxonomy places the organism in Eukaryota, Metazoa, Chordata, Actinopteri, Cypriniformes, Catostomidae. Bases 2382 to 3554 code for a protein of 390 amino acids. The record is from RefSeq and is a predicted model, not a curated record. Gene Ontology annotation, molecular function: glycerol-3-phosphate O-acyltransferase activity. Gene Ontology annotation, cellular component: endoplasmic reticulum. Gene Ontology annotation, biological process: triglyceride biosynthetic process. The transcript is spliced from 12 exons.